Molecule: messenger RNA, 6475 nt
Organism: Zalophus californianus (California sea lion)
Lineage: Eukaryota; Metazoa; Chordata; Mammalia; Carnivora; Otariidae
Gene: KLHL11
Product: kelch like family member 11
Exons: 2
Coding region: 465-2591 (708 amino acids)
Molecular function (GO): protein binding
Source: RefSeq, a predicted model, not a curated record
CAAUCUCCCAACAUAGAUACUAUCCUAUUUUUAGAAGAUACUAAGUAACUUGCUCACUCUCAUCUGCUUAGCUGUGUCUCGGUCUCAAACCUUUUCUUUUGUAAUGUUUACUCCAAAUUCAUUUGAAAUUUUAGGUAAAAGUCCACUGUUGCCACCCGAGACACUAACAAUGGGUUAUGGUCCAGGUUGGCUUUUGUUGUACAACACGACCACGAAGAACGUGCCACUCUAAGGGGAAGGAGACAAGCCAUUCUCCCACCGAGACUUGGGUGGGAUGUCUGGGGAAGCAGCACCGUUGAGCCCUCUCCAAGGUAGGAAGGCUCCGGGUGGGCGCGUGCGCGCAUGCGCACACCAGCGGCGCCCGGCUCCGCCCCGCGCCCACUAUUUAUUCCCAGAAUCCCUCUGUCGCACCAGAACGGCUGGAUCGUUCCGAGACUGCGGAGGCCGGGCGCGGCGGCGUCAAGAUGGCGGCGGCGGCGGUGGCUGCGGCUGCGGCGGCAGCAGCGGCCGCAUCUCUUCAGGUGCUGGAGAUGGAGAGCAUGGAGACCGCCGCCGCCGGCUCGGCAGGGCUGGCCGCCGAAGUCCGGGGCAGCGGCACGGUGGACUUCGGGUCUGGGCCCGGCAUAUCUGCAAUGGAGGCGAGCGGGGGCGAUCCGGGCCCGGAGGCCGAGGAUUUCGAGUGCAGCUCUCACUGCUCGGAGCUGUCUUGGAGGCAGAACGAGCAGCGGCGCCAGGGCCUCUUCUGCGACAUUACCUUGUGCUUCGGCGGCGCGGGAGGCCGCGAGUUCCGGGCCCACCGCUCGGUGCUGGCCGCCGCCACCGAGUACUUCACGCCCCUGCUCUCGGGCCAGUUCUCGGAGUCCCGCUCGGGCCGAGUGGAGAUGCGCAAGUGGAGCUCCGAGCCUGGGCCCGAACCCGACACGGUGGAAGCCGUUAUCGAAUACAUGUACACCGGGCGCAUCCGUGUCAGCACGGGCAGCGUGCACGAGGUGCUGGAGUUGGCCGACAGGUUCCUUUUAAUUCGUUUAAAAGAAUUUUGUGGAGAAUUUCUCAAGAAAAAACUUCAUCUCUCUAAUUGUGUAGCCAUUCAUAGCUUAGCUCACAUGUACACCUUGAGCCAACUUGCUCUGAAAGCUGCCGAUAUGAUACGGAGAAAUUUCCACAAAGUAAUUCAGGAUGAAGAAUUUUAUACCUUACCUUUCCAUCUCAUUCGAGACUGGCUGUCGGACUUGGAAAUUACAGUGGAUUCCGAAGAGGUUCUCUUUGAAACAGUUUUGAAAUGGGUUCAGAGAAAUGCUGAAGAGAGAGAAAGAUACUUUGAAGAACUUUUUAAAUUGCUCAGAUUGUCCCAGAUGAAACCUACUUACCUUACUCGGCAUGUCAAACCAGAGAGGCUGGUGGCCAAUAAUGAAGUUUGCGUCAAGUUAGUGGCCGAUGCAGUAGAGAGGCAUGCUCUGAGGGCUGAAAACAUACAGUCUGGCACCUUCCAGCAUCCUGCCUCUCAUGUCUCCUUAUUACCUCGCUAUGGGCAAAACAUGGACGUGAUCAUGGUUAUUGGAGGCGUGUCAGAAGGAGGGGAUUAUUUAAGUGAAUGUGUGGGAUAUUUUGUCGAUGAGGACAGAUGGGUAAACCUGCCCCAUAUUCAUAAUCACCUUGAUGGACAUGCUGUUGCAGUAACAGAGUCCUAUGUGUAUGUUGCUGGAUCAAUGGAACCAGGGUUUGCUAAAACUGUGGAAAGAUACAACCCAAAUUUGAAUACGUGGGAACAUGUUUGUAGUCUGAUGACAAGGAAGCAUUCUUUUGGGUUAACAGAAGUCAAAGGGAAGCUCUACAGCAUUGGAGGACAUGGCAACUUUAGUCCUGGCUUCAAAGAUGUGACUGUUUAUAAUCCUGAGCUUGAUAAAUGGCACAACUUGGAAUCGGCACCAAAGAUUCUUCGAGAUGUCAAAGCGCUAGCCAUUGAAGACCGGUUUGUGUACAUCGCUGCCCGCACUCCUGUGGACCGGGACACGGAAGACGGAUUAAAGGCUGUAAUUACUUGCUAUGAUACGGAGACUCGACAGUGGCAAGAUGUGGAAUCUUUGCCACUUAUUGACAAUUACUGCUUUUUCCAAAUGUCCGUGGUCAAUUCAAACUUUUAUCAGACAGCAUCAUGCUGUCCUAAGAGUUAUUCUUUAGAAAAUGAAGAGGCAGUAAGAAAAAUUGCCAGCCAAGUUUCCGACGAGAUCCUUGAAAGCUUACCUCCAGAAGUCCUAAGCAUCGAAGGAGCAGCCAUCUGCUAUUACAAAGAUGAUGUUUUCAUUAUUGGAGGCUGGAAAAACAGUGACGAUAUUGACAAACAGUAUCGGAAAGAAGCCUACCGGUAUUGUGCUGAAAGAAAGCGGUGGAUGCUUCUUCCCCCCAUGCCACAGCCGCGUUGUAGAGCCACUGCUUGCCAUGUGAGAAUCCCAUACCGGUACUUGCAUGGCACCCAGAGAUACCCUAUGCCUCAAAACUUAAUGUGGCAGAAGGACCGGAUCAGACAGAUGCAAGAAAUACAUCGGCACGCCCUAAACAUGCGACGAGUGCCGAGCUCUCAGAUUGAAUGCUAGGUUCUCUGAUAGGUGCGGCUUCAAACAGUUGUACCUGUUUCAUGAGGCUGAGGAUACCCAGACUGUUACUUGAAAAAGUAUGUCGAUAACUUAUUUUCUACCUAAACUGAUUAUUGUCCCAUAUAAAGGAAAUAGAGUUAAACUGAAGAAUGGGAAACUCGAUUUACUAUGUGGUAACAUUUGUUGGUUUGUAGUCUUUUUCUGUCUUUGGUUUGUGUGGAUGUGCUAGCUAAAUGAGAUCUUAUUAAUGAUAAGUGGAAAACCCAGGGAUAGUCACUUGGCUGUUUUUCCGCCAACAAGUUAAAACUCCUUUGUCUUAGGGAUUUAUUGUUUUGAACAUGCUUUAAGCAACAGUUUAUUUGCACGUUUACUUUGAUAUUCCUUUUGAUUUUCUCCUGAAUGGCUGGUUUUGAAAAGGGCAGAAUUUAUGCAUUGAGCCCUCAUCUGCAGGAGGUAUGUGCAAUAGUGAGACUGAGAUUUGAAGGGAAAAGCACAAUAUUUCAGCGAGAUGAUUUCAGAAUAUUUGCAUUGAUAUUUUGUUGUAUGUGCUUAUCUAGAAAUUCUGUUUUGCUUCUCUCUAGAAGAGAUGACUGAUGAGAAAUUUGUGAUUGGCUCAUUGGUUUUUGAAUAUUUUUCAUCUCUUCAGCAACUGUUAGAGACUUGGAGCCAUCGUUCUGAGAUGAUGGUGGUUGACAAGAGUAUUGAUCUUUGGCUGAUUGAUUUAAUACAGAGGAAGGUAUAUGUGCGAAAUUUGUUUCUCUAAGAAGAAAAGUAUUGUUAGUGUAGACUGAGGAAUCAAAGGCAUUAAAACAUUUAAACACUUUUUUCAGGAGUUACAGGCUUACUUGAGGUUAAAUUACUGAGUGUGUAAAUAAUGCCUAUGACAAUCGACACUCAAUGCCUUCAAUUUUAAAUUUUGCUCUAAUGUAUAUUGUAUAGAAUCCUCAUUCCUUUCUAAAAGAAACUUUUUCCAAAAUGGGAAUGAAGUGACCAUUUAGAGAAAUGUUGCUAAAGGGAAGCCUUAUUGUUUCUCAGCCCUGGUUGUUGUACUAUUUUAUCCAGUUGCCCUAGACUUUUAUUGGAACUUUGAGCCUAGAAUACCAAAUUUAGGUGCACAAUUAUGGCUCUUAAAGAUGUAUUGCUUUAGUUACCUUUUAUUUAUUUUAUGCAUUCUUCUGAUUCUCUAACACAGUCCCAAGCUUUAUACAAGUUAGCACUCAGCUUAGAGGACUCCUGCCCUAAUGGCUUGCAAAAGGGGUCCAUCAUAUGUUUCUUCUUUCGGAAUGUCUGUCUCCUUAGACAUUCCAGAAUACUGUUCUAGAAGUUGAAUUCCAAGUGCAGUGAUGAUUUUUUUCCCUAGUCCAUUAUAAUUAACCUCCUUAUUGUAUCAAACAUCAAAAGAAAAAGCACAACUAGAAAUUUUGGCUUUCAAUUUGCUGCAAGACUAUUAAUAUUUAGCCCUUGGACUCUAUACCAAGAACUUCCCUGAAAUUUCUAAAUUAGUAUCCCUGCCUAGGACAAAGUUUGUCAAUAAAUGUGUUGGAAAUCUGCUUUAAAACCAUUUCAUUUAGAUUGGGGUGGGGGUAGUAAACUUCAAGUCUUGUUUCUGUAUGAGGAUAUAUUAUCCUGUGCCAUCUCUACCGUUUUAUCAAUUUCCAUUUGUAGCUAUUUUGAAAAAAGCCAUUUCUGAGAAGUGCUAAUUCUGAGUUGAGGUCUGAGCAAGUGAGACAGAAAAGCUCAUUGAGUGAUGUUCUCCUCUCUGAUAGACUAUGCUAGGUAGCAAACUUCCUUUUCUUGGUGGUGGUGAAAUAAUUUAGUAGCUCACUACAAUGGGCAGUUUCUCUCUAGGAGGUGUGAUGUAAGGUUUUUGGAUCUUAGAGUUGUCUUCUGAGACCAAUGUUACCAAGUUAUUUGGGGGUGGUCUUAUUUCAUGUAUGUGACAAGUUCUAAUUCCUCUAAGAUUUAGGUAUAAUCUGGUUUUGAAAACUUGAUUGAAACUGUUGUUUUUUUAACUCAGCAGGCAACCUAGGCCAUGGCUGAAAAGAAGGGGUAAGUCCUUCCUUGCAUGAUGUGUGCAGGUUUUCCUGACGACUGAAUUUCUGAUUUUCAUAUUUGAAUUCACAUGUGUGACUUCACGUCAAUAACUUGUUUCUGAAAUAUCCUAACUAACUUGUUUAAUAAGGAAGGAAACCAGAGUUGCUUAAAUCUGUUCAAGGCUGACAUUCUGAAAUCUAAACUGGAAAUAACUUCCAGAGUAUUUAGAAAGGUUCUGACUAUGAUAACCAGCCUAAAAUGGCUCUUUGGGAAAGAAAUUUCCGUUUUGAUGAAAACUUAGAGUGUGUUUGGUAAUUUCGGCAGUUAAAAAUACAGCUUUAAAAAGGACAGCUUAACAUGUAUUCAAGCAGACCUUUUGUUCUUGUUGUUGCUUUUGUUUUUGUUUUGUGGAAGGAAAAGAGAGGAAUUGAUUAUACCAAAAAAAUAAUACCUAUACAUAAUUUUGAGUGCUAUUUAUAUCUUAGAAUGGAUAUCCUUUAACUACACCUACCCCACCAUGGCUUUAAAAAAACAAACCUGUGGUAUCUAUUGAGAAUGUCAGUCAUGAGCGUAGUGUUUAAGUAAUACAUUUCACUUGCAGUUGUUUGCAUGAUUAGUCUUGUAUAUCUUGAUAUCCAACUUUGCUUUUGCUGUGCCAAUUCAAAGAUAUUUUACUAAGAAAAAAAUCGCAAUUCAUUGAUACCAGUUUUGUUUUGAUGACUUCGUUUUAUAUAGUAUUGUUGGGACCCAAAAAUUUUAAAACACUAAUAUAUAUAAAAACAGAGGUUUGAAGCUGGAAAGGUAGUGUUUAUCAAAGAUUUGUGUGCUUUUGUUUUUUAAACUCUUCAGGUCGCUGGUAAGGCAGUUUCUAGGACACACUUUUUUCUUUGUUUCUUGACUAGUGUAGCAUGUGGUAUGUUUAAAUACUUCAUUCUCUGCUUCAUAAUCCUAAUAAGACACUAUUCUGUAGGUAGACAAGUAAGCUAAAUUGUAUAUUUUAGUUACUUGGCCUAAUCAAGCAUAACUAAAGGGACUUUUUUUGUACUUUUGUCAAAUUAAGCUUAAAUAAAAAGGGUAUGUUGGCCAUACUUCCUGUCUUUUGAAAGUUCACAGAAUUGUGAAGCAAGUUCCUUGCCUCCACUAGAAAAAUAGGGUAUUUUUAUAGGUUGCCAUUUAACUGUAGAAUAUUUGAGAAACAGUUCAGUCUCUCCUUUAAUUGUCAAACAUUUUGGCACGGUCCAUCACUCCAGUUUGUUGCUUUCUUGAGAAUAGUCCAUUUUUGUUGCUGUUAUAAUGCCUACAUAACGUGUUCUGGUCCUUGGAAACAAAACAGCUCAUAGUUGAGUGAGUAAUACAGUAACAAUAACAUAAUAUAAUAGUCAUCUUGCUUCAAGGAAUUUAAUUAGAUAGCCAAAUAACGGCUUUACUGAUUACCUUGGUAGGGCUUUUGUCUUACUCUCUGAGCAUCAUUACAAAUGUCUGACGUUGAAGCACAUACAGUAGAGCACUUGUUGACUUAAUCCUCCUGCAUAAUGCACUUGUGAAAAAUUAAGCUUGUUAGAUGUUUGAAGAUUAUGAUCCAUGUGCUAGGGCUCAUUGAGUUAUUUGUAAAAUACAUAUUUAGUUCAAGUUGAUACACGGUGAGUUUUUGGGACUAUCAGUAUCCAAGCCCCUAGUCUACUGAAAGUAUAAUCUUGGCUCUCUCCCUUUAAGUCAGAGGAGAUGUAGAAUUUAGGAUGCUUUGAGACAUUACAUUGUAAAAUAGCUUGUUUUAUGUUCCUAAAGCUAUCUUGUUCUGUGUUGAAGCUAUUAAUUGUCUCAGUGUAAGUUUUAAAUAAACAUAUUUCUUU